AUGGUCAAGCGCAAGUCUAGCUUCGUCGCGAGCGACAACUCCAGCGGCGACGAGCAGCCGGCAAAGACAUCCAAGAAGGCCAAGCAGGAGACCAAAAAGGGCUCCAGCUCUAAAAAUGGGGCAAAUGUCGACAGUGAAGGAAACACCUUCUUCGAGCUCUCCGGAAAGAGGCGCGCUGUCGUCCAGCAGUUCCAAGGAAAGUGGUUUGUGAACCUCAGAGAAUACUACGAGGACAAGUCGGGCGAGAUGAAGCCCACAAAGAAGGGAAUUAUGCUCAACGUCGAGCAAUAUCAAGCCCUCGUGGGUGCCGUGCCCGCCAUCACCAAGGAGCUGGGCAAGCAUGGCGUCAAGGUUGCCGGCCAGGGCGGCGAUGCUGUGGAGGACGAUGCCGAGGAAGAGGAUGAGAAGCCGGCCAAGUCAAAAAAGAAGGAGUCCAAAUCCAAGAAGGCCAACAUCGAGGCCACCAGCGACGAGGAAGAGGACGAUGAGUAG
Diaporthe batatas is the source of this 492-nucleotide messenger RNA. RefSeq lists its product as uncharacterized. Gene Ontology annotation, molecular function: DNA binding; transcription coactivator activity. NCBI's taxonomy places the organism in Eukaryota, Fungi, Ascomycota, Sordariomycetes, Diaporthales, Diaporthaceae. Gene Ontology annotation, biological process: positive regulation of transcription initiation by RNA polymerase II. The transcript is spliced from 3 exons. Bases 1 to 492 code for a protein of 163 amino acids. The record is from RefSeq and is a predicted model, not a curated record.